CUUCACGACUGCGGACUUGACCGCGUCGCACGGUGGAGGUCCGGGCCGAGAGCACAUGCACAGAUCCGGGAGCGGCGCACACUGAUCGCCCAGUUGAAGUAGAGGACAACGUGAGACGGGGAAAGCGAACAAAGCCAAGAUGGCAUCAGCCAGAGAGGAGCGGGACGCGGCCGACCAGAACUUCGACUACAUGUUCAAGCUGCUGAUCAUCGGCAACAGCAGCGUAGGGAAGACGUCCUUCCUGUUCCGCUACACGGAUGACUCGUUCACGUCCGCCUUUGUCAGCACGGUGGGCAUCGACUUUAAAGUCAAGACCAUCUACAGGAACGACAAGCGCAUCAAGCUGCAGAUCUGGGACACAGCAGGUCAGGAGCGCUACCGCACCAUCACCACAGCUUACUACAGAGGAGCGAUGGGUUUCCUCCUCGUGUAUGACAUCACAAGUCAGGAGUCCUUUGUGGCGGUACAAGACUGGGGAACACAAAUCAAGACAUACUCGUGGGACAACGCCCAGGUGGUGCUGGUUGGGAAUAAGUUGGACUUGGAGGAAGACAGGCAGGUCCCCACCGAAGAUGCUCAGAGUCUCGCUACAGAGCUCGGCUUUGAGUUCUUCGAGGCCAGCGCCAAAGAAUGCAUCAACGUGAAGCAGGUUUUUGACAAGCUGGUGGACGUCAUCUGCGACAACAUGAACGACGGCGUCAGCUGUGAUGCCUCUCCGUCACCCAAUCACAAGGAAGCCGGCUUGAAGGACACUCCUCGCGGCAUCCAGGGGGGCUGCCCAUGUUGAUGGCCAAUACGCUGUCACGCACACAUUGCUAAGCUUGUCGACCUAUUCUUCCUCAAUCGGGCCUUAUUUAAAUGUGACUGUUACACUGAAAUACCAAAGAGCUGCUUUGCGGACACGUGCCAUUGACCUUGCCCCUUAUUUAUCACUUUUGUGUGUGUGGAAGCAGGCACCUGUUGCAGGCAAACACAUGGACCAAACCGGAGAGCAGUGAGGAUCACAGUACUUGUGUCAUGCCGCCACCUUGUGGCUGAUUUGGAAGUUGCAUAACCGUGACGUCAAGGUACAAGGGGAGCUCAUUGCUGUCAUUGUCUUGGAAUGUUUUGGGGGAAUUUCCACUGUAAAUGGUCACUGAUAAGACAAUAUUUCUUUUGCCACCUGUUUCUUUUAUUUUUGCUUUCAAAUGUGGGAAUUUAAAGGAUGCUUUGCACUCUGUCUGCUGUUAUGUUUUGGAAUAAAAUACUUAAUAUCAUAUUUA
This is a messenger RNA of Hippocampus zosterae (dwarf seahorse), 1262 nucleotides long. It is a transcript of the gene rab3da, whose product is annotated as RAB3D, member RAS oncogene family, a. The transcript is spliced from 5 exons. The record is from RefSeq and is a predicted model, not a curated record. The coding region runs from base 140 to 787 and encodes 215 amino acids. Gene Ontology annotation, biological process: protein secretion; regulation of exocytosis; protein localization to plasma membrane. Lineage: Eukaryota; Metazoa; Chordata; Actinopteri; Syngnathiformes; Syngnathidae. Gene Ontology annotation, cellular component: plasma membrane; synaptic vesicle; endosome. Gene Ontology annotation, molecular function: GTP binding; GTPase activity.